Molecule: messenger RNA, 2997 nt
Organism: Peniophora sp. CBMAI 1063
Lineage: Eukaryota; Fungi; Basidiomycota; Agaricomycetes; Russulales; Peniophoraceae
Source: the annotation of a GenBank genome assembly
AUGGAUCAAGACGGUCUUGAAUCCAUUGAUGCUGAUACGAACGACCGUAUCUCCGGUCUAUCUCGUGAAGAGGCAUCUAUACAUCCGCAAUUGUCUGCAUUCAUGCCAAACCCGAUAUCACCUCCCGGCCUAGGGGACCUGGAAGCUCUCGAGCGUCUCAAGAAUGCCAUUAAGAAUAAUCAGCAUGAACUCUUUCGCGCGGUUCCUAGGCCUGCAGUUCUGGCCAGUCUCUGGCAAGGUCCAGCGACUACCGGUUCAGAUUCAGAUGGCCCUGUGUCGCAGCCUACAGAACGGCAACUGGAUUCUUCCUCAGAAUUGGCUGGCUCCCGGAAUGAGUCUCGGAACGGUUCAAUUGGCGCUCCCGUUUUCCCACAGAACGCAACUUUCCUUGGUACUCGAGAUCCUUCUGUUGCAUCUGUUCCGAAUGGGUCGUCCGGGCAUCAAGUUGAACCCAUCACGCUCUCUACAGAUUCGCCAAAUGAAGCUAUCUCCCACGCUGCCAUUACGCAUUCAGAGGCUGUGGAAGAUGUCAAGCCCGAAAUGAGCGUCGAGCCUCUGACACCCUUGACACAGACCUCCAUGUCCUCCUCUCAGGAUCAUGCCCUUGAACACGCCAUUGAGUCUCACACUGAUGCUAUAUCUUCGGAUCAUGAUAAUCGCUCGCAUGAUGGGUCCUCUCACGAAGGGCGACGUGAACAGACUACGGAUCAUAUCUCUUCUCCUCCGCCUGUUGGCUCUCUGGAUGCUCCUCCCGUUCUGGAUAACGCUCGGCAGCUUGAUAACAUAGAAUCCAAAACCAACGAGCAACCUCAGGAAGAGAUUAGGAACAUAUAUGAACGACCACCUGAGCUCGCGAGGCGCCUAGACUUGGAGUCACGUAUUGAACCUCGUUCUCGCACUUCACGCUACGAGCAUCGGUCAGAGCCUCAUCUACAUCCUCGAAACGAACAUUUUCGUUCGGAAACUGGACGUGGGCGCGAUUCAGAACGAUCGACCCACCUUCCGCAUGCGAUGGCUGAUCGUCCCACUAUCUCCCGCCCCAGACUUGAGGAUAGGAUGGCCGACGGAUUGAGAUCUGAGCCCCGUGGCGUCGCAGUGCUCGAUGAUCGCCGGCCCGUACCGGAUAGACCAUCUAAUGCUGUCUUCAAGCUUUCAACGAAUGGAGUCUCCAGUCCAGCGGAGCGGCGACCAUUUUCGGAGAGCAGACGUUUCGAAGAGGGUAGAAACUCCGAAGGUCUUCACUCCAAAGACGAGGAUCCUCGUGGCUUGGAUAAUGAUCGCAGAGCGCCCGUUCAGCGCCGUCCUUCUGUGAGCGAGCGCCGCCCUGUAUUUGUGGAGCGCCGAGGGCCUCACGCUCCCGCGGAGAGGCGCGAUCUUGUUGAUACACGGCCGGCCAACGAGGCAAAUCAUCUUGACGACGAUGCCCGCCGUCGUUCGCUGGUCGAGCAACAUUCACACGAUUUGAAUAGCCGUCCGCUUUCUCACUCUUUCGAUCAUCGUGCACCUAUGCUUGAAGAAAGGCGCCCAUCUCUCGAUGGCAAGCGCCGAGUGGCUUCGCCUGACGCUAUCAGUGCUACUCAUUCUCUAUCCUCGCCGCCCGGAGUUAUAUUUGCACGCUCCCGGUCUAUGGUGCCAUCUUCUGCAUCGAAUGGCCAGCCGUCUUCUCCAAGCCCUGUUGCUCAGAUCUCGGAACGCCCUGAUACUUCCAUUGUUCGGACACCAUCUCUGAAAGAGCGUAUCAGCGAUGCACCACCUCUACCUGCUCGUUCUGAGGAAACAGGUCGCACGUUGCCACCGCGCAUGGCAGGUUCUGUCCAUGCUCUGGAAGCCCGGAACCGCACACUGUCGACCACAAGUCCCCGCGGCGCGACUGAUAGUCGGUCUCAGCGACCUGUUGAGCCAGAACAAGAUGCGCCACGUUCAGACAGAAUGCCAUCCAGCCCAGAACGUCUUUCUUACCCUCCACAGGCUCGCCCUCCACCCCUUGAUCGUGAAGACCGUCGUCCGCCGCCGCCGAAUGAAUUCCGCGAACGUCGUCCGGAUCCGCCUGUGGAACGGCCGCGCACAAUGAGCUACAUACGCCCAGAAUCCCCCGUAUCGCGUCCACGCCCUGCGACCAUGGCCCGCCCUCGUACGCCCAUAUCAGCUACACGACCACCGCCACCGCCAUCAUUGGAUUACCGUCGCGAUACCCGACCCAACAUUCGUCCCAGAACCCCCGAAUUGCGCCAUCGGUCCCUAGAACGCCGACCCGCAAACUACGAUCGCCCGCCACCACCGCCACCUCCCCCCGAUCGCCGUGUCGACGUACCCAGGCUCGAGACGCGCGGCGGCCCUCCGCCCACCGUCUCUCACCGUCGUUAUGAACCUCCUGCGCCCCCUCGUCCUGUGUCACCCCCACCCAGAGAGCGGUACCCCGCCGAACCGCCUCGGAGAGAACCGCAGCGCCCUCCCGUCCGGGCAGAGUAUCAAGGGAGACCCGCCUAUGAUACUCGCGCGCCACUGGAUACCCGGCCUCCGCCCGCACCACGACCGUACGAUGAUAGAGGUCGCGCGCCGCCGGCACGAGUCGCUCCAGAGUGGGAGCGCGAGCCCUACCGCGCUGCGCCCGCCCCUGCGCCGAUACGCGACGAUCGUAGGAUGGACAUUGGGCGCCCGCGGGAGCUCGAGCGAGCGGCUCCUCCACCUCCGCGUGAUCCGUUCUAUCCACCUGGUCCGAAACCCGCUACGUACGACCGCCCGGCGCCGUACCUCCCACCGACACCAACAAGCGCAGCCUACCCGCCCUACAACGAACCGCGUACUCGACCCCGGAGUCGCAGCCCAAUCGAUGACCGGCGCCCACCCCUGAAGCGCCCGCGCGAUGAUGCAUACGACUAUGGGAGAGAGGCGCGCGAUAGGGAGUACUAUGCUGCACCGGGCCCACCCCCGCCUGUGGGCGUGUAUGAACGCAACAGGAGGACGCCGCCACCCUCGGCCGUGCCAUACCGGCGAUGA